Lactuca sativa (garden lettuce) is the source of this 3082-nucleotide messenger RNA. RefSeq names its product histone-lysine N-methyltransferase EZA1. Gene Ontology annotation, biological process: heterochromatin formation. Gene Ontology annotation, cellular component: PcG protein complex; nucleus. NCBI's taxonomy places the organism in Eukaryota, Viridiplantae, Streptophyta, Magnoliopsida, Asterales, Asteraceae. Gene Ontology annotation, molecular function: protein binding; chromatin binding; histone H3K27 methyltransferase activity. The record is from RefSeq and is a predicted model, not a curated record.
UAGGGUGCCGGGUGGUCUUCUUUCUAGCAGUGCAGUGGACCCAAUAACGCACCAGAUUUUCCGCGGGUAUCCCUUCAGGGUGAUAAAACCCUCUGCGUACGCUCAUCCCUCCUCCAUUACAACUUACAACUUACAACCUUCACUUCACUCCUCCUUCCGCUGCGAUCGAUGAUGGUCUCCACCUCCAAAUCCACCGAUUCCUCUAAUACCAGAGAUGGGAAGUUGCUAUCUGACUUUCUUCUUUCGAUACUUGACGCCUCCAGUUGACGGAACCGGUGAAACUAAGAAAAUUUUGAAUUUUAACUUCAAUUGAAUUUGCGGGGAGAGCAAUUUUCUGGUGAUUUAGGAUUCUUAACAUCAAGGAUAAAUCAACUGAAGAAGCAGAUUGAAGCAGAAAGGGCUCUUUUGAUUAAAGAAAAAGUUGAGAAGAAUAGAGAGAAGUUAAGAAGCGAUGUUUCUGAGCUUCUGUCAUUAGCUAUGCUUAGAACCGAUGGUUCUUCUAAGGAAAACAAUGGAGAGGGUAAGAUGCUUUCUUCAAGGAUUAAAAAUCCCCUUUGCCUUCUUACUGGCCAAGUAUCAAGUGAUGAUAACACCAACACCACCACUCAAGAAGCAGCUAUUUCCAUAAGUGCUAAGCUACCACCUACAGAUAAAAUACCACCUUAUACUACUUGGAUAUUUUUGGACAGAAAUCAGAGAAUGGCUGAUGACCAGUCAGUUGUUGGGAGGCGACGUAUCUACUAUGACCAAAAUGGAAGUGAAGCUCUCAUCUGUAGUGACAGUGAGGAAGAGAUUACUGAACUAGAGGAAGAGAAACACGAAUUUUCUGAGGCAGAAAAUCGCAUCAUGAGGACCAUUUGUCAGGAUUACGAGCCUAGUGAGGAAGUACUUCAAAUCUUGACACAACAUAUCGGUGGAAAUACUUCAGAAAUCUAUGAGGCAUAUAUCUUGCUGAAGACAGAAGAAGAAGAAGAAGUAAACCGAGAUGUGUGUACUUCUACAGACCAUGAGCAUCAUAGGAACAUAUCUCUGGACAAAAGCCUUAGUGCUUCAUUAGAUUCUCUUGAUAAUCUCUUUUGUCGGCGAUGUUUGGUAUUUGAUUGUCGUCUUCAUGGCUACUCUCAGUCUGUUAUUAUUCCUACUGAAAGACAGUAUUGCCCUCUUGAGUCUCAAGAAAAUGCAAAACCCUGCAGUGAUCACUGUUACCUUCAGUUUCAAACUGAGAAGAAGCAUUCAGAUUGUGUGGAUGUCUUAAGCGAGACACACAACAGAACCUCAGAUCAGAAGAUCCAGACUGGUGCUGAUCCAGGGAAGCGCAAGGUAUCAAACCAAACAACUACAGUGUUAGAAGAAUCAAAAGAUGUGACUAACGAGCAACAAGAAUCUUCUCUUAAAAAACAGAAAAGGUUGUUGUCAAUACCUGAUGCAGUUUCUAUGACAAUUGAAGAUACUCGAGUUUGUGAUGAAAAAAGCAUGGAGAUGGAUGUUACCGAAGAUGAAACAACCAGAAAGGAUGAAGCAACUAGUUCUGGCUGUGUUUCAGCAGAUGUGAUGAAAGACAUGAGUAGAGGAGGAGUCGAUUUGUCAAAUCCAGUAGUAAAUUGUGAAUGGAAACCUCUUGAGAAAGAACUAUAUGUGAAGGGAUUAGAGAUUUUUGGGAGAAACAGCUGCCUGAUAACCAGAAACUUACUUUCUGGGUUGAAAACUUGCAUAGAAGUAGCCAAUUAUAUGUAUGAGAUUGGAGCAGAAACAUCACUUAAGGCAUGCUCUAUGUUAAAUGGCAAUGAGAGAGUGGAUGCAAAUGCUAAGGAGCAAGAGACGGGGUCAAGGUCAAGGCUGCUUCGCAGAAAGGGUAGAGCAAAGAAACUAAAAUAUUCAUGGAAGUCUGCUGGGCAUCCCUCCUCAAUCUGGAGACGAAUUGCUGAUGGAAAGAAUCAGUCUUGCAAGCAAUAUAUUCCAUGUGGAUGCAAAUCUAUGUGUGGGAAGGAAUGCCCCUGUUUAGAUAAUGCUACUUGCUGUGAAAAAUAUUGUGGGUGUUCGAAAAGCUGCAAGAACAGGUUCAGGGGAUGCCACUGUGCAAAGAGUCAAUGCAGAAGCCGUCAAUGCCCAUGUUUUGCUGCUGGCCGUGAAUGCGACCCGGAUGUUUGCCGAAAUUGCUGGGUCAGUUGUGGUGAUGGCUCUGUAGGAGAGCCCCAAAGAAGAGGAGAAGGCCACUGUGGUAAUAUGAGGCUCCUUCUCAGGCAGCAGCAAAGGAUUCUGUUGGCUAAAUCGGAUGUUGCUGGUUGGGGAGCAUUUCUGAAGAAUUCUGUGAACAGAAAUGAGUAUCUUGGAGAGUACACUGGUGAAUUGAUCUCACACCGUGAAGCAGAUAAGCGAGGCAAAAUAUACGACCGUGCAAACUCCUCUUUUCUUUUUGAUUUGAAUGAUCAGUAUGUGCUUGAUGCUUACCGCAAGGGAGACAAAUUGAAAUUUGCCAACCACUCGUCAAAUCCCAACUGUUAUGCAAAGCAGGUGAUGAUGGUGGCAGGGGAUCAUCGGGUUGGCAUAUUUGCUCGAGAGCGUAUAGAGGCUGGUGAAGAACUGUUCUAUGACUACCGUUAUGGGCCUGAUCAAGCACCUGCAUGGGCUCGCAAGCCCAAUGCUUCUAAACCAGAUGACAUUUUAGUCCCUCAAGCUCGAGCUAAGAAGCACUAAUCUCUUUCCAUCUUGGUUGCUUGCUUGGAGAGGUAAAAAGUAGCUUAUGUAGCUAUUCCAGGUUGGUGCUGGCAUAGCAGUAUGUUUGUGCCCCUUAUUAUACAUAUGUGUAUAUAUGUAAUGUAUGUAUGUAUUUAUGUGCCUUAAGGAAGGUGAUAUGUAUACACGGUAGAUAGGCAGCAUAUAAUAAUAAUAAUAAUAAUAAUAAUAAUAAUAAUAAUAAUAAGGUGGAAAUGGGGGUGGGGCAGGCAGAGCAUUUGUGGUGGCAUGGGUGUCUCAUUUGUAUAUAUUACUGUUAGGAUAAAUAAGAGAUAUGGCAGCGGUGUAUGUAUUAUUGUUGUGAUUGAAUCUUGUAAUGAAUGAAUGAAUGGGGUGUCUCAUUUGUAUA